Messenger RNA from Cucurbita pepo subsp. pepo (vegetable marrow), 1531 nucleotides. Its product is annotated as GDSL lipase. Gene Ontology annotation, molecular function: lipase activity. Lineage: Eukaryota; Viridiplantae; Streptophyta; Magnoliopsida; Cucurbitales; Cucurbitaceae. The record is from RefSeq and is a predicted model, not a curated record.
AAUUUCCUAUAAGAACACAAGAACAUCGGCCAUUGCCAUCAGUUUGAACUGAGAGUUGUAGAAAUGAUGUUUCCAAAUCUGGGCAGCUGCUUCUUCUUCAUUUUGUUUGCAGCUCUAUGUGGUUUUCCCACAAUCUCGAAGGCGGUCGGAAUCCAACUCGGCGGUGCUCCGUCGUCGGAAAACCGCUUCGGGUUUUUCAUAUUUGGGGAUUCCUAUGUGGAUGUCGGAAACAACAACUACAUCAAUACCACUAGUGACUUUCAGGCCAACUUCCCGCCUUACGGUGAAAGCUUCUUCCCGGUCGCCACCGGCAGGUUUACCGACGGCCGUAAUAUCCCAGAUUUCUUAGGUGAGUAUGCAAAUUUGCCUUUGCUCCCACCAUAUUUGGAUCCCCACAAUGAUCUUUAUGACUAUGGAGUCAAUUUUGCAUCUGGUGGAGGUGGUGCUUUAGCUCUAAGUCAUCAAGAACAGGCCUUAGGGCUUCAAACCCAGAUGAAGUUCUUCAAAAGGGUGGACAAAUCACUAAGAAAGAAGCUUGGGAAUGCAAGAACUCAAAGCUUCUUCUCCAACUCUGUUUUUUUGUUUAAUUUCGGAGGAAACGAUUACCUAAAUCCGUUCGACAUAAGCUACGACAUAUUCAAAACCAUCGACGCUCAAGAACAGUACGUGAAUAUGGUGAUCGGAAACAUAACGAUGGCGCUCAAGGAAGUAUACAAGCAUGGAGGAAGGAAGUUUGGGCUUAUGGGAGUGCCUCCUUUAGGUUAUAUGCCAAGUUCGAGGUUGAAAAAAAGUGCCCAAUUUUUUGAGGAGGCUUCUUCAAUUGCAAGGCUGCACAACAAGCUGCUUCCUAUUGCCCUUCACAAGCUUUCGAAACAGCUCAAAGAAUUCAAAUACGCUUUUGCAGAUACCCACACGUUGCUCCUUCAAAGAAUUCUAAACCCUUUACAAUACGGAUUCAAGGUAGUGGAUACAGCUUGCUGUGGGAGUGACGAAUUUAGAGGCGUUUAUAACUGUGGAAGAAAGCUGGGAAGUUUGCCCUUUACGCAUUGCAAAAACCUUGAAGAUCAUAUGUUCUUUGAUUCUUUUCAUCCCACUGAGAAAGUUUUCAAGCAGCUUGCAGAACAGAUGUGGAGUGGAGGCCUUGAAGUUGUUAAGCCUUACAACUUCAAGCAGCUCUUUGAGUAUGAACCAACCUUGGCCUCUGAGUAAGAAUGUGUCCUCUUUUUUGAAUCAUUUAGGCUGUUUCUAGCUCGUUUUAGACUCGUUUUGUUUCUCGAUUUAUCUCGAACUGCGGGAUUUUAGUAUCGUUGGGUUUGGAACCUCGUAUUGCGAGUAAUGUUAGUUCAUCGAGUCCGUCUUUUAUUUAGAAAAAAUAACUUUGAAAGGCUUUUCAUUGCGUUUUUUGAACACAUUACAUGUAAUAUCAUUGAGAAGCAGCUAUGAAAGACUUUACAUAGCGUUUUUAGGCACAUAUUACAUGUAAUAUCAUCGAGAAGCAACUAUGAAAGACUUUUUAUAGCGUUUUUAGACA